Chlorella variabilis is the source of this 1200-nucleotide messenger RNA. RefSeq lists its product as hypothetical. The record is from RefSeq and is a predicted model, not a curated record. The coding region runs from base 1 to 1200 and encodes 399 amino acids. NCBI's taxonomy places the organism in Eukaryota, Viridiplantae, Chlorophyta, Trebouxiophyceae, Chlorellales, Chlorellaceae. Gene Ontology annotation, molecular function: phosphoglycerate kinase activity; ADP binding; ATP binding. The transcript is spliced from 11 exons. Gene Ontology annotation, biological process: gluconeogenesis; glycolytic process. Gene Ontology annotation, cellular component: cytosol.
AUGGCCAAGAAGUCGGUGGGCGACCUCAGCAAGGCUGACCUGGAGGGCAAGGUGGUGUUUGUGCGCGCGGACCUCAACGUCCCGCUGGACGGCGACAAGAUCACGGACGACACGCGCAUCCGCGCCGCGGUGCCCACCCUCAAGUAUCUGGUGGACAACGGCGCCAAGGUGCUGCUGACCAGCCACCUGGGCCGCCCCAAGAAGGGCCCCGAGGACAAGUUCCGGCUGACCCCCGUGGUGGGCCGCCUGAGCGAGCUCAUGGGCGCGGCGGUGGAGAAGGCGGAGGACUGCAUCGGCGAGGCGGUGACCAGCAAGCUGGCCAAGAUGAGCAACGGCUCGGUGCUGCUGCUGGAGAACGUGCGCUUCUACCCCGAGGAGGAGAAGAACGACCCGGAGUUCGCCAAGAAGCUGGCGGCGCCCGCCGACUUGUACGUCAACGACGCCUUUGGCACCGCGCACCGCGCCCACGCCUCCACCGAGGGCGUCACCAAGUUCCUGUCGCCCUCCGUGGCCGGCUUCCUGCUGCAGAAGGAGCUGGACUACCUGGAUGGCGCCGUGACCACCCCCAAGCGCCCCUUUGUGGCCAUCGUGGGCGGCUCCAAGGUCUCCUCCAAGAUCGGCGUGAUUGAGUCGCUUCUGGCCAAGUGCGACAAGAUCAUCCUGGGCGGCGGCAUGAUCUUCACCUUCUACAAGGCCAAGGGCCUGGCGGUGGGCGGCAGCCUGGUGGAGGAGGACAAGCUGGAGCUGGCGCUGGAGCUCAUGGAGAAGGCCAAGGCCAAGGGCGUGGAGUUUGUGCUGCCCACCGACGUGAUUGUGGCCGACAAGUUUGCGCCCGACGCCGCCACCCAGGUGGUCGACGUCACCGCCAUCCCCGACGGCUGGAUGGGUCUGGACAUCGGCCCCAAGUCCAUCGACCUGCUCAAGGACACCCUCAAGGGCGCGAAGACCGUCAUCUGGAACGGCCCCAUGGGCGUGUUUGAGUUUGACGCCUUUGCCAAGGGCACCUUUGCCAUCGCCAACGAGCUGGCUGCCAUGGACGACUGCAUCACCAUCAUCGGCGGCGGCGACUCGGUGGCGGCGGUGGAGAAGGCGGGCGUGGCGGAGAAGAUGAGCCACAUCUCCACCGGCGGCGGCGCCAGCCUGGAGCUGCUGGAGGGCAAGGUCCUCCCCGCAGGUGUGGCUGCCCUCAACGAGGCCUAA